AUGUGCUUCCUGCUGAGUUCUGCGCCAAGAACCCCCCCCCCCCCCCCCCCCCCCCUUAUGUACAUCACCCUCUACUAUAUAGUCACUCGGCUCCCUGACUCCCUUCGCUUAGUUAGGGACCACUUCCUCUCACUUUGCCCCACCACACUCACCAUUGACCUCCUUGAGGAGUGCCUCCUAGCAGCAGAGAAGAGCAUAGUCGCUGUAGGAGCCUCUCGCGGUGACCCUCGCACCCCCGUCUUUAAGGGGUGUUCCCCCUCCCCCCUCUUGCCCUCUAUUGCCUCUGAUGCUGUGGCCGACCUUGUUGGCUUCGAAUCGGUGGGCGCUGCGUCUGCCCCUAGCGUGAGACGCCGCUCUGGCAAGGGCAAGGGGGGCAAGGGCGCUGGAGGGGCUGGCGGGGGCGGUGGAGGUGGUGGUGGAGGUAGUGGAGGGGGUGGGGGUGGUGGUGGGAGUGGUGGCGGGGGUGGAGGUGUCGGUGGCAGUAGUGGAGGCGACGGAGGCGGCGGCGGUGGCGGAGGGAGAAGAGGCGGCGUAGGUGGCGGAGGCGGCGGAGGUGGCGGCGGCAGCGGCGACGAUGGAGCUGGUCGCGGCUCCACGCACAGGAGUGGUUCCAGUGGUGGUCCGCGCCAGCAGCAGCAGCGCAGUCGUGAGACCCUGUCCCCCGAGCUGCUUCGUGAGUGGGCGGGGGUUGCUAUCUUUAAUCUUGAUUAUGAUGCUAUUCUUGCUGCCAUGUAUGCUGUGUCUACUAGUGAUGAGGGUGACUGUUACCUGUGUGUUCCGCCUGACCCGGGCAUUGAGGCUGUUGCUCUAGGUGCUGGUGAGGCUGCUGCUCUAGGUGCUAGUGCGUCUGCUGCCCCAAGUGCUGGUGAGUCUGGUCUCUUAGGUCUCUACCUCCCCUCGUUCUCUACGAACUUGGUGAGUGGAGCUGAUCUACAGGAUAGGGGGGUUGACCAGUUCACUCCUGCGAGUCAGCGGGUGACCCACUGUACGUGUGCUCGGACGGGCCGACACUUGGCCACGUUUACCCGUGGGCCGGGGUCGAGCCUGUACAUACUGACUACUGAGUCCCCUGCGGUUGCUGAGUCUGGUCAGGUAGCUGCGUCGAGUCAGGUGUUUGCUGCAGUGUCCAGGUCUGGUCCUGAGUCUGCUCCCUGCUCGUGUCGUCUCCUGUCCCACCAGACUCUCCUUUGGCACCACUGUCUUGGUCACCCCUCCCUGCCUCGUCUCCAAGGCAUGGCCUCCCGUGUCCUUGUCUAUGGUCUCCCCCGGUCUCUCCCUCCCCUACCUCCGGGGCCUUGCCCUACCUGCGUUCCCUGCAUCGAGGGGCAGCAGCGUGCCGCCCCUCACUCCUCUGAGUUUCCUACGACAGAGGCUCCGCUCGAGACUCUUCACAUGGACGUGUGUGGCACUGCCCGCGUCCGUGGCCAGGGUCACAAGCGUUACUUCCUGUUGGUGGUUGACGACUACUCGCGUUACAUGACGAUGUUCCACUUGCGCAGCAAGGGUGACGUCACUAAGGUGUUGAUCGACUGGAUCUGCGCAGCUCGUCUCCAGCUCAGAGCAAGUUUUGGCUCGGACUUUCGUGUUCUGCGUCUGCACUCUGACAGGGACGGGGAGUUUUCCUCUGCCCGUCUGGGAGCCUUCUGUCGUGCACAGGGCAUCCGCCAGACCUUCACGCUUCCGGCUUCUCGACAGCAAAAUGGGACUGCUGAGCGCCGCAUUGGCAUGGCCAUGGACGUCGCUCGUACGUCCGUGAUCCAUGCGUUUGCCCCCCAUUUUCUGUGGCCGUUUGCGUUUCAGUGUGCAGGGCAUCAGCUCAACCUUCAGCCCCGGGUCUCCUUGCCAGAGACCCCCCCCACCUUGCGGUGGACGGGGAAGGUUGGCGAUGCGUCUGCGUUUCGGGUCUGGGGAUCUCGGGCGUUUGUCCGCGACUUGUCUGCAGACAAGCUGUCCCCCCGUGCUGUUCCCUACGUCUUCCUUGGCUUCCCCCGCGAUACGCCUGGGUGGCAGUUUUACCACCCCACCUCGCGCAGUGUUCUGUCCUCCGAGGACGUCACCUUUGACGAGUCGGUGCCUUACUACCGUCUCUUCCCCUACCGCACUGCACCCCUCCCCCCGCCGCCGCUCUUCCUUGCGCCAGGUCCUCCCCCGGUAGACCCCCUCCCCCCUCAGGGUCCUGCCCCGUCAGGUGUGUCCUAG
Closterium sp. NIES-65 is the source of this 2199-nucleotide messenger RNA. The record is from the annotation of a GenBank genome assembly. Lineage: Eukaryota; Viridiplantae; Streptophyta; Zygnematophyceae; Desmidiales; Closteriaceae.